Messenger RNA from Pipra filicauda (Wire-tailed manakin), 1059 nucleotides. It is a transcript of the gene GPR65, whose product is annotated as G protein-coupled receptor 65. Gene Ontology annotation, cellular component: membrane. The coding region runs from base 16 to 1059 and encodes 347 amino acids. Gene Ontology annotation, biological process: G protein-coupled receptor signaling pathway. Lineage: Eukaryota; Metazoa; Chordata; Aves; Passeriformes; Pipridae. Gene Ontology annotation, molecular function: G protein-coupled receptor activity. The record is from RefSeq and is a predicted model, not a curated record. The transcript has a single exon.
UACUUGGGGCUUACAAUGAACAACAGCACUGCUGAGUGCCAUGAUGAUCACACUCUGGAUAAAUAUUUGUUUCCAUUUGUGUACAGCGUUGUGAUGAUGAUCAGUGUCCCCAUCAACUGCAUAUCCCUCUAUUCAUCUUGCAUUCAGGUGAGGAAAAAGAAUGAGUCAGCAGUCUACAUCUUUAGCCUAUCCCUAGCUGAUCUUUUGUACUCUUUGAUUCUACCUCUGUGGAUUAAUUAUGCCUGGAAUGGAGAUGACUGGAGACUCUCUGCCUCACUUUGUCAGGUUUCUGCCUUCCUUAUGUAUAUGAAUUUCUACACCAGCACCGCGUUCCUUGCUUGCAUCUCUGUUGACAGGUACCUGGCAUUAGUUCAUCCCUUGAAGCUCCAGCACUUGCGCACAAGAAGAUUUUCGCUGAUUGUCAGCUUAACUGUUUGGCUUCUGGAAAGCAUCCUGAAUUCAGUCAUAUUGGUGUACAAAGAAGUAUUCAGUGAUCCUUGCAAUUUCACUAAUCAUACAUUAUGUUAUGAUACAUACCCCCUGGAAGGGUGGCAGGCACGGAUAAAUUUAUUUCGGAUAUGCUCAGGGUACUUGGUCCCUUUGAUAAUCAUUGUGUUUUGCUACCAUAAAAUCUACCAAGUAGUGAAGUGUAACCAAGCCACACUAGAUGAAGAAAAGAAAAAAGUGAGGAAACUUAUUCUGAAUAUCACAGUUAGUUUCAUUGUUUGCUUCACUCCAUAUCACAUUAUAUUGCUUAUUCGCAGCAUCAGAGAACCUUCCACCACUGACCCACACCUUUUGCUGCCGAUGUAUAAGGUUUACAGAAUCACACAGGCCUUAACAAGUUUGAAUUGCAUUGCGGACCCCAUUCUUUACUGCUUUUUGAGUGAAACUGCACAAACACACAUUCUGAAUGUGCUGAGGUGCUGCUUGUGCCUACGAAAGCGUGAGGAAGACCGAGUGAAAGACCAUGCUCUGUGCAGUUCUGCUACAAAAAGCAGUGCCCUGAUCACCUACAGAACUUCCUGUGAAAUGGAGAUGUCAAAAAAGCCUGAGUGA